Messenger RNA from Boleophthalmus pectinirostris (great blue-spotted mudskipper), 1356 nucleotides. RefSeq names its product CKLF-like MARVEL transmembrane domain containing 3. Gene Ontology annotation, cellular component: membrane. The transcript has 5 exons. The record is from RefSeq and is a predicted model, not a curated record. The coding region runs from base 179 to 703 and encodes 174 amino acids. NCBI's taxonomy places the organism in Eukaryota, Metazoa, Chordata, Actinopteri, Gobiiformes, Gobiidae.
GAAAGCAGAUGUUGCGCUUUUGGGAGCUUGAGUUUCCGCGCUGUCAUUAUUUCCGUUUCCAACUUUGAGAAGACGAAGUGCACGCCCCCGCCCCCGUAUCCUUUGCCCCAAACACUGUUAGCGCACUCCGGGUUAUUUAGAGUUUGCAGAGAAGAGUUUGAGACAAUUGUUUGGAACCAUGGGGGACAUCGAGGCUCGCGGAUCCAACGACGCGCCCUCGAGCCCCGCGGUUCUUAUGGCGAUUCUUCCGAGCAAGGAGUUCUCCACCUCCAAGAAAGGCAUGCUGCUCACUGGAGAAGUGGUCACAUCCUUCAUAGACUUUGUGUGCUUUGCUGCAUCUUCAGCAGCAGGCUUCGUCACAGUUCCUUUGAUUGAGUUCUUGGGAGCACUCUUCAUACUGUUUGCUUACUCCACCAAAUUCAAUGAGAGGUUUAAAGGAUUCCUAUGGCCUCUAAUGGAUUUCCUAAGGUGUGUGACAGCAUCCAUUAUAUAUUUCAUUGUCUCCAUAAUUGCCAUAUCUAAUUAUCGAGAUGGUGCGUCCAAUGCUGCAGGGGUAUUUGGGUUUAUUGCCACCAUUAUUUUUGCUUUAGAUUUUUAUAAAGUUUUUAUAGAACUGGCAGAGUUCCUCAAGCAAGGAGGAGAAUCACGGGAGGAGGCUACACAAGAAGACAAGUAUUCAGAGUCAGAUGAGGAUUCUGACUGAAGUCAUAGGUCCUUCUCAACCACAACCACCAAAUGCAGGAGUUGUAAAUCUGUCAAAACGUCAAGUAAUGAGCAAAACCAAACUGUUGCAACAUGGACUUCACAUCUGUAUAGAGUUACCAUAUUUGUUUGAUUUGUAACAGUGUCCAUUUCAUACUGAUUGAAAAUGUGAAAACAAACAGGCGUGACUUUUGUCUGGUAGAAGCUGUGAGUUCCGCAAUACAACUAUUACAUACAUAUGCAUAUACAUGUGACUGAUAAUAAGGUACUUUUGAUCUUUAAAAGUCACCUUAGUAGUGAUGGGAGCCACUGAUAUAGGUUGGCUGGUUACAACCUAUUUAAGUUUAUAUACACUUUUUGUAUCUUGUUUCAACCACUGCCUCUAACAGCACCUUUGUGUCAGCUAAAAUAAUGUCACACAAGUAUAGACAGUGUGUGAAUGUUUUACUAACCUGUACAUUUGUACUUGUUUGACUAAUCUUCUCUUUACAUCCUCUCUUUAUGUUCACUGUUCCUGUUACUGAUGCCACACUGACUGACUACUGCACCGCAGUAUAAUGUAUUUGUAUGGGAGAAUAUGAGCUGUGUGUUGCCAUGUUUUUUAAAUGUGUCUUGUGAGUAAAGCUAUAAUAAAAACAUUAUAUAAUGUUGAAA